This is a messenger RNA of Lolium perenne, 493 nucleotides long. The record is from RefSeq and is a predicted model, not a curated record. NCBI's taxonomy places the organism in Eukaryota, Viridiplantae, Streptophyta, Magnoliopsida, Poales, Poaceae.
GGAAAUGCGAAUAAGGAACAUCCAUGAUGUUGGGUUCAUUGACCCACACAUCGUUAAUUCAUAUGUGUUAGAACACCACCCCGCCGACGUGGAGGAAGACCUGUGGCGGUUUAUUAGAAAACAGCAAGAGAAAAGUGAUAUUCUAUUUCCUUACCAUUUUGGGUUCCACUGGAUUCUUAUGGUAAUUAAAGUUCAGACCUCCUCAGUUCUCGUCCACGACUCUCUGAAUAUGGAUCCGGCGCUUUGGGGCGACAUGAGAAAAAUGUUGCAAAAGGUUUGGAGACGGUUCGUAGAUACCAAGGUCGGUGAAUUCAAAAAAGAGCUAUCUUUUAAAAUGGCAGUGCGGACGACUGGGGAUACUCAGCCACCGGGGACCAAUCUAUGUGGAUACUAUGUUUGUGAGAGGAUCCGGAGAUACUGCAAUGAGCUCAACUGGAAGCCAUGGGCCCCUCAUCGGUUCAACUUCUUCAAUUUUCAUAUAGUUGAUGUGUGA